Molecule: messenger RNA, 1462 nt
Organism: Corylus avellana
Lineage: Eukaryota; Viridiplantae; Streptophyta; Magnoliopsida; Fagales; Betulaceae
Gene: PDLP6
Product: plasmodesmata-located protein 6
Biological process (GO): defense response to bacterium
Cellular component (GO): plasmodesma
Source: RefSeq, a predicted model, not a curated record
UUAUUUAUUUUAGUUCCACCUUCUGGCUUCAAAUCAAUCAUACACUCACCCGUUCAUCAAGUUUCUCACUCCCUUACGUAAAUUCUCUCCAAAGCAACCAUUUCUCUCUCUCUCUCUCUCUCAAUUGUGCUUUCCAUCUCCAUCUCCAUGUUCUUCCUCACAGCCGACAGAAACAUGUCUACGACCAGAAGAGCUCUUUCUCUCUCCUCUCUCUGCGUUUUGCUUCUGAUCGCCAUCUCAGCCGUCGGAGCCGCGUCAACUACCGCCAUAGACUCCUUCGUCUUCGGCGGGUGCUCCCAGCUGAAGUACACCCCCGGUUCGCCGUACGAGAACAACGUGAACUCCAUGCUCACCUCCCUCGUCAACUCGGCUAUGUUCUCCUCCUACAACAACUUCACCGCCGUCGGCGCCGUUCCGCAGGACACCGUCUACGGGCUCUUCCAGUGCCGCGGCGACCUCCAGGGCAGCGACUGCGCCGGCUGCGUCGCCCGCGCCGUCACUCAGCUCGGCGCUCUGUGCAUUGACUCGCUCGGCGGCGCGUUGCAGCUCGACGGGUGCCUCGUCAAGUACGACAACGCUACCUUUUUGGGCGUGGAGGACAAGACUGUGGUCGUCAAGAAGUGUGGGCCGCCGGUUGGGUACGACUCCGACGCGUUGACUAGGCGAGAUGCUGUGCUGGCUUCUUUAGGGGCCGGUGAUGGCGGGCCCUACAAGACCUACCGGGCUGGCGCGUCAGGGAAUCUCCAGGGUGUGGCUCAGUGCGUGGGGGAUUUGAGUCCGAGCGAGUGUACGGAUUGCCUGGGGGACGCGAUCGGACGGCUGAAGACCGAGUGUGGGCCCGCCGCGUGGGGCGACGUGUUCUUGGCCAAGUGUUACGCGCGCUACUCGGAAGGUGGCGUUCACUCGCACGGCGGAAAGGAUGAUGAUUCUAAUAACAAUGAUGAUGAGGUUGAGAAGACCCUUGCAAUAAUAAUCGGGCUCAUAGCAGCGGUUGCAUUGUUCAUAGUAUUCAUUUCCUUCCUAAAUAAACUGUGUGAAAAAGGAAAAGGUGGCAAGUAAAUUACAAUUCUUGGAUAUCAUUUCUGAAUGUUCUGGUAAAUAAUAUGGCUUUCGGUGGCUCUUUUGCUUCUCCCUUUAUCACUUUUUGAAGUUUCCAUUAAAGAAUAGGGUAGAUAGAAAUAAAGAUGUGUAUGGAAAAGCAGACCUUGAAACAAGUGAAAAGAAAAGUUGCAAUAACAAGAAAAAAAGCUCAAAAGAUUCCACUCUCCCCCCACCCCCACUCAAGUCUUAGCAAUCUUAGCUUUGUCUGCUAAUCUGUAUAAAUUAUGAACAAAUUAGAGAAAAGUGCACUUUGUGAUGCUCUAGUUAGUGCCUCUGUCGUGUAUUAUUAGGUGCUUUUUCUUUAAUUUCAUCCAACAGUUGGAUUUUGACAUUAAUAUUUGUUAUUUUUCUUGUCUAUUCU